Molecule: messenger RNA, 642 nt
Organism: Oppiella nova
Lineage: Eukaryota; Metazoa; Arthropoda; Arachnida; Sarcoptiformes; Oppiidae
Source: the annotation of a GenBank genome assembly
AUGGUUGAGCACUUGAUUGGUGUCCAGUCGUCAUCUGAUCCGUUAUCACCACAACUGUCGAGGCAAAUUAUCGCCCAAUUGAUGGCAACAGUAGAUCUGGUGAAGAGAGCACUGAAGUCGACCACAAAGAUGUCUUUGAAUGAGAGGUUCCAACAGUUGAGGCAACAGAACCACAACAACCGAGUGAUGGCACACACAGUGAGCCAAUCCAACAGACAGUCCCUCAGACAGGGCUCACAAAAGAACCGCAGACUCGCUCUCCAGAUGGCGAACAGACCAUCGGUUUUGGCCGCUCUUCGGCCUAAUAACAACCAGAGGACACAAAACACACCAAACAUUCAAAACCAGAGAUCCAUUAAACAAAGACUUGGUUUCAAACGGUUCAAUAAUCCGACGAUUAGUCCACAACUCAAUCGAAAUCAGAUGCAAACGAACCGAAGAAGAAAACCCAUAAAUCGCACGAAUCUUAGCCUCAAUUUGAAGGCAACCUCUGGUCGACCGCAACGCCGAAGAAACCCCAACACAAACGCAAACAAUCAGCAAAACAUCGUUCGUCGCAAAGGAAUGAGAGGCAAUCCAAACGGCGCGAUGGCCAGAACCCAGACAUUUAAGGCGACGCCGAAUGCUAUGAGAAGUGGGUUU